CCCGCUCUGUCACCGCCAGCGAGCCGCGCUCGGGGUUCCUCUACCUGGCAACCGAUGACGUCAGAGCCGCCGAGCGUUCCCAUUGGCUGGCGCUGCGUUGGGGACACGGGUGGGGCCAGCGAAGCCCCCCGUGGGGACAUUGGGGACAUUGGGGACGCGGAGGGGCCAUGGGUGACUUGGUGGCCGCGCUGCUCUGGGGGGUUUUUGUCGCUGUCGCCGUCGGUGACCCCGACCCCGACCCUCCCCCCCACCUCCUCUCCGAGGUCCUCACCUGCCAGCCCGACCCUCCCUCCUUGUCCCUCUCGGUCACCUUGGACGGGCGCGACCUUUUCUGGUUCGAUUUUCCCGGAUCGCGCUGGAAUCCCGGGAUUCCCUCUCUGCCCCCCUGGCCCUCGGAGCUGGAAUCUCCCCAGGAAAUCCUCCCCGAGGCUCAGCUCUGCAAGGAAAUCCUGGGAGUUCUCGGCCGGACACUCACGGGAGUCAUGCCCGAGGCCAGGGCAAUCCCGGAGAUCUCGCUGUUCCCGGCUCUCCCUCCCGUCCCUGGCGAACCCAACACCCUGGUGUGCCUGGUGGAAAACAUUUUCCCCCCCGUGCUGGACAUCACCUGGACGGUGGCCGGAGCUGUGGUCACUCAAGGGGUCACUCAAGGUCCCUUUGUCCCCACGAGUGACCUCACCUUCGUCCGCCUCUCCCGAAUUUCCGUCACCACCCUCGAGCCCGGAACCGUCCACGCCUGCGUGGUCACCUCGCGCAAGGACAACGCCACCAUGGUGGCCUAUUGGGUGGCUCCGGACACGGCGCUGGACGAGCAGCUGGACAUGGCACUGGCCGGAGCCGCGUUGGCCCUGGGCAUCGUCCUGGUCCUGCUGGGAGUUGUGCUGGCCCUGCUGGCCCGCAGGGACAGGAACGGUUGAGGUGAUCGGCGCGGGAAUCGGGAAUGAAUUUGGGAACUAAACUCGGCUUUUCCUAAAUAAAUCCAGAGCUUUGGGC
Messenger RNA from Catharus ustulatus (Swainson's thrush), 990 nucleotides. RefSeq names its product HLA class II histocompatibility antigen, DM alpha chain-like. Gene Ontology annotation, cellular component: membrane; MHC class II protein complex. Gene Ontology annotation, molecular function: MHC class II protein complex binding. Gene Ontology annotation, biological process: positive regulation of T cell activation; immunoglobulin production involved in immunoglobulin-mediated immune response; immune response. The record is from RefSeq and is a predicted model, not a curated record. The transcript is spliced from 5 exons. Bases 168 to 914 code for a protein of 248 amino acids. NCBI's taxonomy places the organism in Eukaryota, Metazoa, Chordata, Aves, Passeriformes, Turdidae.